CUCAGUCUCUCAAAACCCCUGUAAAUCUGUAAUUCCCUUCCUUCUCUAAACCCUUUAUUUAUUUCGCAUUCUGUACACCCUGUUUAUCAUCUCGUUGGGGCGUCGGAGAUGGUGGUGUCUAGGCUUUUCUCGAGUGUCUCAAGGAACGUGGGCCGACGGGCCUUGCUACUCUCUGCUGCGCAGAAGCAUCAGGUCCCAUUGCUAUCCAAUCAGCUCCACUCUCUUGCUUAUGAAUCUCGAAAAAUGAUUGUUACAAGUCAAAUUCCUCUCUUAAACCAUUCAGCCUUCAAUUCCUUCAAUUUUCAACAAUUCCGAAUGUCUUCUUCUGCUAAACCUGAGCCUACCGAGAAGGAAGAUGGAAGCUCCACAGUUGUUGAUCCAACAAAUGCUAAAGUUUCUGAUCAAACAAAAGCGUCAGAUUCUGAGGAGACUGAAGCCACUGAUCAAAAUAACGAAUCAGAUUCAGAUUCAGAAGACCAAAGUGACCUGUCAGUGGAUGAUUUGGUGAAGGUUGUCACGGAGAAGGAAGAACUCUUGAAGUUAAAGCAUGAAGAGAUAAAGGCAAUGCAAGAUAAAGUCCUUCGAAGUUAUGCAGAAAUGGAGAAUGUCAUGGAGAGGACAAGACGCGAUGCAGAGAACUCAAAAAAAUUUGCCAUACAGAACUUUGCAAAGAGCCUCCUGGAUGUUGCAGAUAAUUUGGAAAGAGCUUCUUCUGUGGUCAAGGUCAGUUUUUCGAAGAUUGAUACAUCCAAAGAUGCUGCUGGAGCUGUGCCACUGCUUAAAACGCUGCUGGAAGGGGUUAAUAUGACUGAGAAACAGCUUUUGGAGAUAUUUAAGAAGUAUGGCUUGGAAAAAUAUGAUCCUACAAAUGAGCCAUUCGAUCCACAUAGGCAUAAUGCAGUCUUUCAAGUACCAGAUAAUGCAAAGCCUCCAGGAACAGUUGCCCAUGUCUUGAAGGCCGGAUACAUGCUACAUGACCGGGUUAUUAGGCCAGCUGAAGUUGGUGUUACUCAAGCAAUGGAGAAUGGCACUGCUGACAAUGCAGCUGGCAAAGACUCUGAAGCUUGAACAUAUGAAUUGUAGAAUUGCUAUGGCCCGACUUAUGUCCACAUGAGAACAGAUAACGGCGGUUUGGUUGACACAUUAGCUUAUCGACCACUGUAUUUCCUGUCACAUUAGCCUUUGAGUUAUGUGGUUUAGAGAGUUCUUCAGGCCAACUAUUUUCUUCCGAUCUUUCUUUAUUUGAUUAUCUACUUGGUUCUUUGUCAUAAAAGAUAAAAGCAACAAGUUGCUGUUUUGCACCUCAUUUGUUCUUUCGAUUGCUUAUGUAUUAAGUGUUCCAAUUUUGAAAUGGACAAGGUUUGGUGUGGAGACCAAAAGAUGAAGACCCAUUCCUUGGGCCCUAUUCAAUUCAUGCA
Tripterygium wilfordii is the source of this 1418-nucleotide messenger RNA. RefSeq names its product grpE protein homolog 2, mitochondrial-like. Lineage: Eukaryota; Viridiplantae; Streptophyta; Magnoliopsida; Celastrales; Celastraceae. Gene Ontology annotation, cellular component: PAM complex, Tim23 associated import motor. The transcript has 6 exons. Gene Ontology annotation, biological process: protein folding; protein import into mitochondrial matrix. Gene Ontology annotation, molecular function: protein-folding chaperone binding; protein homodimerization activity; adenyl-nucleotide exchange factor activity. The coding region runs from base 109 to 1068 and encodes 319 amino acids. The record is from RefSeq and is a predicted model, not a curated record.